GACAAUGUAGUAUAAUUUUUGCUAUACUUACACCUUUUGAAAAACCAUAAAAUUCUAUAAAAUAUAUCACCAUUAUAUAAAUUGAGAUUAGAAUGAGAAAAUAAAUUCUGUUAAAAUUAUAAAUUGAAAUAUUUGACAAAUAUUGAAAAUAUAUCACAACGAACAAACCUUUUAAGCUCCGGAACUAUCAGAAAAUCUAACCUUAAUUUUCUUCGGAGUUUUCGUGCGGGUUUUGUUACGCAGUUUGAUAUGCGGCUCCUGCUCAGCGACGUUGUUUACAAAUUUAACGCGCGAGAUACGAUUGAUUGUGUUUAUAUUGAUCACUUUUCAUUUAUUAUGUUUUAAAAUGCAACUCAAGCAUUUUAAGAAAACCUUCAUAAUGAACAACGAAUGGUCGAAAACAUGCAAAGCUCUGAAAGGACUUUUAGAUAUCCUAGUCUGCUCCAAGUGCCAAAACAAUUUAUACAAUCCUGAGCAAUUUUUAGGAUGUGGUCAUUUUUCAUGCAUAUCAUGUUUGAAAAAUAACAGUGCUUCAUGCAACGAGUGCCAGUUACCUAAUGAAAACAAAGAUACUAUGAAAGAUAUUCAACGAAUAGCAGAAGCUUGCAGUAUCAUUGCAAACGAAAUUGGGUAUAAGCAUAACAUUGAAAAUUUAGAAACAAGACCUCAAUUACCUCCAGUACAUAACACGGGAAAUAGUACCGAUUCAAGUAUACCAAAGACGAAACAAGAUAAACAAAACAAGCGCAAAGGUGGAACAUAUUCAAUUAACGACCAUUUAAAAAAAACUAAAUGGGACAAACCUGCUACUCCAUUUCGCAUACCAAAGAAUAUUGAUAAAAGGAAUGGAGUUGGAGAAACAAGAUUGCAAGUAGAAUGUAAAAGGGGUAACAUAAAAAAUGUAGAAGAUUUGCUAAAAGCAGGAGCAGAUCCAAAUGUUACCUGUCAUGCAGGUUGGACAGCAUUGCAAGAAACUUCUGAUUUCCAUCACUAUGCGAUAGUCGAAAUUCUUUUAAAAUACAAAGCUGAUAUUAAUAAACCAGGACAUGAAGGUAGGACAGCUUUGCAUGAGGCAGUUAAAAAUCAAGAUGUAAAAAUGGUCCAAUUGCUGUUAAAGCAUGGUGCAAAAAUAAAUAUAAAAGAUGGAAAUAAUAAGACACCAAUAGACUAUUGCGUAUCGGAUGAAAUAAAAUUAUUGUUAGACCCUAAUAACGAAGAGUCUGACAAAACUCUAAGGAUUCCUGAAUUAAUACAAAAUGGUAUAAGUAAUAACAGGCCAAAAAGCAGAAUACAAAAUCGUGUGUGUGAAAAGGAUAUCAUUGAUACAAAUGGAAGUGCUCAUAAAAAUCCCACAAAUCGUAAUGUCACUAGUUCAAGAAGAAUCACACGUCACAGCAUAUGCCAGGACAUUAAUAAAGAAGGUUCCAGAAAGAAAAGUAUUACAGAUUAUUUUCUAAGCAUUGACCAACCUGGUACUUCUAAAGUUAAUAAUUAUGACAGUCUUCCAAGAAAUAGCGAAAAAGUAAUAGAAAAACAAAGUGCAAUAAGCUCAAGCUCUCCACAUAGCAAGCCUUGUGUAGAAGAUCCACAAAAAGAUCUAUUAAAAAAGAGCACAUCCAAAAAUAUACAAAACGAUUCUUGUGAAAUAGCUGUGACAAAGACUUUGGCAAAUGUUAAUGUUGCAAAAAGUCAACUAAAUUUUCCACAGGCACGUACUUCAAAAAUUACAUAUAGUAAUGAUCAAACAAAUCAUAAAAAUGAUUCAAAUGACAAAAAAGGUUUGAAAUCUAAAUUUUGCUCCAAAAACGAUGAUUCUGACAGUGACAUCGAAUUAGUAUUUGAAGCUAAAAAUGACCAAGCAGAAGUCUGCAGUAUUAAAUUGAUAAAGGACGAGGAUCAUUUAAAGAAUGAUACAAUAUACGUGAAAACGAAUGAAAAAGAUUGUAUUAGUUCUCAAGAGAGUAUUGAUGUUGUGAACACCAGUUCUUUUAUAGCUACUGAAGAUGCAAUUAUAGACGUAGAGAACUAAAUAUUUUAUUUUUAAGUUUUUAUAUAAAUUUUAUACGAAAUUUUAUAAUGGAUCAAAUUAAAUUUAAAUGUUACAGUGCAAUCAAUGAAAAUGUAAUUUUAACAAAUAAACGUAUAACGUGCCUUUUCAAAAUAA
Molecule: messenger RNA, 2164 nt
Organism: Nasonia vitripennis (jewel wasp)
Lineage: Eukaryota; Metazoa; Arthropoda; Insecta; Hymenoptera; Pteromalidae
Product: tonsoku-like protein
Exons: 6
Coding region: 347-2029 (560 amino acids)
Molecular function (GO): protein binding
Source: RefSeq, a predicted model, not a curated record